Messenger RNA from Coregonus sp. 'balchen', 9765 nucleotides. Lineage: Eukaryota; Metazoa; Chordata; Actinopteri; Salmoniformes; Salmonidae. The record is from the annotation of a GenBank genome assembly.
CAACACCGAAGAACGGGGAUUUGGACGAGGCCUCGUUUGGCAGUGUCGAGGUAGGGAGACAAGAAUAUUGGACAAAUAAAGAUUGGACCCGUGGAAAAUAUAAUUACAACAGGUAACCUUGGUCGAGUUGUAUUGUUCAUGUUUUACUUCUAACAUAAAACUUUGGGUUGGGUCAGAAUAAUAUUCCUGAAAAACAGCAGUUUUCAUUUAGCUAACGUUAGCUAGCUAGCUAACGUUACAUGUUAGUCGAACAUUUGCCAUAUCGCUAUCCAUCACCCUUAGCCAAGUAGUUAGCUAACUAGCUAUACAUUCCUCUCUUAAAUUGGCCAUUUUUCAAGUAGGUAUAUUUAGGAAAUAUAACAUAUAUUGCUUUUUAGUUACCUAGCAGACGUAUUCGCCAACGAAGUGACCAACUUGCUAGUUACUAGUUGCACCAGGUGGCUAACGUCUGACGUUAGUUAGGUACUGUAGUUUAACUAGUUAGCUAACACGCCUUUAGCUACAAAAACAUGGACGUUUGGAAUGCCAUCACCAACAAGGCAGCCAUACCCAUAGACUAGCCAAGGGGGACCUGGAUUAUUGACACGUCAACUAAUGUAAUGAACACAUGAUCAUGAGUCAUGACCAUAUCUAUCAUGUUACUCUCAUUGUUAGUAUUUUGUCCCCUGCAAGUGGUUGAUGGCAAGCUGCCUGUAAUAUUUGACCAGCUAGUUAGUUAGCUAGCAAGUUCAUUUGAUAUAACAUUAACAAGAUGGUUGGUCGCUGGCCUGACCCUUCUUGCCAAAACUGUCUGCCUUGUCACCUAGCUAGUUAGCUAUGUGGCAAAAUGACCCAAUCAGAUUCACUAAUCUUAUCACUAUACUGUAAUCAGUUUUCAAACCAUAUUUGCUGAAAUGUCCCAUGUCAGCACUAGAGUAUGCAUAGCUCUUGCCUGUUUAGUCUUUGCUUGAUUUGGUAUUGUUGAUCAAGUUCUGUUGGAAUCAGUGGUGGUAACUUUAGAUUUUUAAACAAAAAACAGGUGUGUCCGAGGUUAUCCAUGAGUCACAGUUUCUAAGAAUUUAUAGUUGCAUGCAUCAACACAUUCAUCUAGACGCAACCCUGAACUGGUUGUGUUACUAAAUCAUGAAGCUGUUGGCAGAUGACUUCCAACCCCUUUUAUUCUUACUCUGUGUGAUGUGCUUGUCUGUGCUAUGGAAAGUGAACAGAUGUGAUAUCAAAUUGUGUGGAUUUUGCUCAUUGUCCCUGCAGCCAUGAUGGAAGAACUGCACAGCCUGGACCCGCGGCGCCAGGAGCUGCUGGAGGCUCGCUUCACUGGGGUCGGCGUGGCUAAGGUCUGUGUUACUACACUAUAUCAUUGGUGAUGAGAGAGGCCUAUAUAGGGUCCUGCUCCUUUCCCGCUCCACCCUUUCCCCUAAUGUAGGACUGACAGAACGGGAUCUUAGUAUUGCACAUUUAUUUUAGGACCAUAUCUAUCUUUCUUUGUCUCUCUCUCACCCCUUCUCUUUGUUUCUCCCUUUCUUUGUUUGAUUCUCUAUUUCUGGUUGAGCUUGGCCAGGGACAGGCUAGCCCCCUCCGCCUCUCUCUGGAGAAUGUAGAGCUGUGUGUCUGUGUUUGUUGGCUGGUGUGAUAUGGUAUCCUGUCCUCCUGGCUCAUGAUGUGGCGGCUGCAUAUGCAAGUGCCGAGGGCUGCCAAGAAGGGAACGGGCAGGAGGGGGAAGUGGGGCAGGGAAGGGCAGGAAUGCCAGUCACCCUCACGCGUAGAAACCCUGGCCAGAUGUUAUGGCAGUAGCGCUCUGGCUUUUGAUUAGAGGUCCUGCCUGGUGGUGCUGAGGUAGACUCCAUCUUAGAGAGCUGCCUUUGUGGAAAGUGAACCGGAGCCCAGAGAGCGAUUCAAAGCCAGGACUGGGCUCUAUGCCAGCCAUAGGCAGAACUGAGCCCAGAGCAUGGUGCUGUCGCAGAGAAAAUGGCGGCUCCCGCUAAGGCAUCACACCACGGCCGCCCCGUCUGACCAGGGUCCGUCUGACAGAGUUGCAGUGUGUGGAAAGACUGGGAGAGAAAGAAAGGAAGUAUUAGCCUAGAGAGAAAUGAGAGACAUAUAGCCUGCCCUGGUGUUGGAGGUCUGAAAGCCCCAGGAUAUGGUGGGGGCAGCUCAGCCUGUGUCUCUCGACCUUGAACAGCCCUGUAGCUCUGCUCCCUAUCAGACAUCCUGAGCUGCCUUAUAAGCGUUGUGGCUGCGGCAUAAAUCGGUCUGGAAUUGGCGGCAGAGAGAAAUUUGCUGUUUUUCAGCUAAUUUCCUGCAAUUCUAUGCAUUUUUCCAUGGCGCUGAGAGCAUUUUGCAGAGGGAAAGCUAAUUUCCUGCAAUUCUAAGCAUUUCUGUGUUUUUAUGCUUAAACAUUAUAACAUAACCAAUGGGGACCCCGAUCGGUGUCCCUGGGCAUGUACCCUGCGUGCCCCGUCAGUAAUACAGCCAUUCCAAAAAUACUCCUAAAAUCAAUGGUUUUGAAUUUUUGAUUCUCCCUGACUGUCUAGCUAGCUUUUAUUUUGGUUAUUUCUAGUUCUCAAAGAUUAUAUAGGUCAAUUAUAUUAUAUCUGUCAGGGGUUAGCCAUUGAAGUUUACACUGAAAGCAUUUUAACAUCCUAAAAAUGUAUUUACAGGGAAACACUCAAAGCCCUCAAUACCCUAUCUGAGUAGUAGGAUUUUCUAAUUAUUUGAACAAGGCUGGAGAGAAUGAAGAUGAAAUAAUGAAAGGUGAGCAUGAGGGAGAAAAAGAUUGAGAGAGAGACCUACUCCCACCUGCAUUAGUUAUGUCUGAUGUUCAGCAAUUUCAGGUUCAAUUUAGUUCCAGGGAGCAGCAUUAUGUGCCCAGAAUGACUAAGUAUGUUUCUCUGAUAUGGCAGAGCCUGGUGAAUUCAAAAGUGAGCAGUGAGUCAUUUGAGUGACAGGCAUCACCUAGGGAACAGACAUUUAGAAUUGUUAGGGUAGGUACAAUGUGAAGACUAAUGGUGUUGAUAUUAGCUCAACCUUAUUCCUCUCUGACUCUCUUCUGCUCUCUCUUUCUCUCACAAACAAUCACUCACCUUAUCUGUUCACCAGACAGUAGCCAUGGGGAGAAACAGUCAGUCAAAUGAAAACAGAAAGCACAAGCCCCCAUCCCUCCCUUCCACACACCUGGUUUAACUGUGAAUUAAGUUUAGUCCCUUCCUGCCCUUGGCAUAUCCUUCCACUCUUUGUCUGAUGUGUAAUUGUGUGGGUUUGUUUGUUUGUUUGUUUUUGAACAGGGUUCAGGCCACAAUGAGUCAUCCAAUCAGAGCCUGUGCAGCGUGGGCUCUCUCAGUGACAAAGAGCUGGAGGUCAGCGUCCCACAGCUGUGACGCCAUACAUCUUUUCACUCUUGUUAGAUGAUAUUUUAUACAUCAUCCACUGUCAUAAAGUACAAUGUGUUUCUCCUACUCUUUUUCCAGACCCCAGAGAAAAAGCCUAACGACCAGAGAACGAGGAAGAGGAAAGCAGAACCGUAUGACGGCAGCCAAGGUGAGGUGUCGCUCCCUUCCUCCAUGAUCUCUCUCAUCCACCUCAGUCGUGCCUUGCCGGCAGCCAUUUUGUGUCAGAGUUGAUCAACGGCCCACAGAUUUUCUGCCUUUUUUUCUCUUCUCCAGGGAAAGGAGGAGCAAGAGGACAGAAAAUUAGUGAUUAUUUUGAGGUGAGUGUGCUCACCUAUUGUCAAAACGCAUCCAUAGCAUAGCCUACAUAAUGUAGCUUUGAAUUCCUACUCUUUUCUUCUGACCUUUCCAUUCAAUCUCUGUCAGUUUGCGGGUGGUAGCGGACCUGGUACCAGUCCUGCCAGGAGUCUCCCUCCAGUUGUCCGCUCCUCCCCACAACAUCACUCCCUCUCCAACCCCCCAGGCACGGUGAGCAUGCUCCCUCACUUCUCCCUCCUCCCUUUUCACCGUACCUUUUUUCUCCCCCCAGUUCCUAACGAACCUAUCACGUCCUUCAAACUGACCUGAAUGCAAAGCAGAAUGUUACUGUGGUCCAUGACAUGAUGUUAGUGGUAUGUCUUUGUAUCCCAGAUGCAGCAGGGCAGCCCGUCCUCUAUGGGUUCAGCCAACACAGAGCACUCAACCUGUUCCCUAAAGCCUGUCUCCCUCUACAUGAACCACAAAGCCACACAGGUAGCUGUUACCUUACACCAUCUGUACACAUACACACACAGCACUGGUGAUGUCUGUAAUAACUCCUGUAUGAUAUGACGUCUCCUUGUUUCUAAUGACUGUUUGACUCCAUCCCUAUCUUCAUCUCUCUUUCUCGUCCUCCUGUUCUCCUCCUGCAGUCUGACCUGACGGUAGAGAAGCUAACUGCUAUGGAGAACAACAAGAACUCUGACCUGGAGAAGAAGGAGGGGAGGAUAGAUGACUUACUGCGGGUGGGUACACAUCUGCUAUCAAUGCGCCUUUGUUUUCCAUUCUUUCUUCUAAUGGAAUAACAUGUUCUUGGCCUCGUGAUAAGACAGCAUUAUGAUCCAGAUAUGGAAACAGAUCUCCUCAGAAACUACCAACUAACCAAUCUUUAAAACAGCUUUGUUUAAUUAGAAGAACAAUUAAUUAAUGUGAUUUUGACUCGUGCUGUGUUCUGUUUCAGGCUAACUGUGACCUUCGACGGCAGUUGGAUGAGCAGCAGAGGAUGCUGGAGCGGUACAAAGAACGCUUGAACAAAUGUGUGACCAUGAGCAAGAAGCUGCUGAUCGAGAAAGUGAGUUCUCCCUCUGUCCCUACCACAGGCUUGGGAGUCUAGAAUACCUUAACCCAUGUCUUUUGUCUUGACCAAGGACUAGCUUUCCCCAGGUAUAAUGUGUGUGUUCGCUCCCCCCAGUCGAAGCAGGAGAAGAUGGCGUGUCGCGACAAGAGCAUGCAGGACCGUCUUCGUCUGGGUCACUUCACCACCGUCCGACAUGGUGCCUCAUUCACAGAACAGUGGACCGACGGAUAUGCCUUUCAGAACCUUAUCAAGUAAGGGCCACUCAAAAGCCUCUCUCACUCUGCAUCUCAUCCUCUCCUCCUUCAUACUCCUCCUCUCUACCCUCCUCUGUUGUUUUAAUCUCACUCUGUCUGUCUCUCUCUGUCUCUCUCACACAUAUCGGCACUAGAGGGAAAGAUAGAUUAGCUCAGCCUUACCAGCACUGACCAUCCCCGUCACCUGUCUGUCUUGUCUCUAGGCAACAGGAGAGGAUUAACUCCCAGCGAGAGGACAUAGAGAGACAGAGGAAGGCUCUGGCCAAGAGGAAACCACCCUCCAUGGCCCAGACCCCUCCCCCUAGCCUGGAGCAGAACAAACGCAAGAGCAAGGCCAACGGAGCUGAGAGCGACGCGUACGUACCUCGCCUCUUCCCCUCUCUGUUAAAAUGCAUACAUUUUCCCAGGUUUGGUUGUGUAUGAUGGUGAGUUUCUUCUUCUUACAGGUUAUCACAGGCGGAGUAUCACGAGCAAGAGGAGAUUUUCAAACUAAGACUGGGCCAUCUCAAGAAGGUAGGGUGCUGUUUACAUGCAGUGUGUGUAUAUAGUUUGUGUACUGUUGAUCUGUUGGUUCCUGUAAAAGCAGCUAAUAUGCUUGCUGUGUAUUGCAGGAGGAGGCAGAGAUCCAGGCUGAGUUGGAGAGGUUGGAGCGCGUACGGAACCUGCACAUCCGCGAGCUCAAGAGGAUCCACAACGAGGACAACUCCACGUACGUGCUCUCUACCAGUGUUACUGUGUUCUCUUAUUUGUGUGGGCUCUCUGUUUGACUUUUAAGCCAAAUAUGUCUGAUUUCCACAACAGGUUCAAAGACCACCCUACGUUGAACGACCGGUACCUACUACUCUACUUACUAGGCCGAGGGGGCUUCAGUGAAGUUUACAAGGUGAGAGCACUCUGCCCGCUCAUCAACAGUCAUUGAAACUGACCUUUUGUCAUCAUGGUCAAAAGCAUAGUUGUUAACCUAUUGAACUAAGUACAGCGACUACAUAGUCUACCACCCCGUGUAGCUCAGUUGGUAGAGCAUGGCGCUUGCAACACCAGGGUUGUGGGUUCGAUUCCCACGGGGGGCCAGUAUGAAAAUGUAUGCACUCACUAACUGUAAGUCGCUCUGGAUAAGAGCGUCUGCUAAAUGACUAAACUGUAAAAAUGGAUUUCAUAUUGGUGCCAGGUUUCUCUCAGAUAUGAUAAAGAAUAAUGGAUGUGAUGUUAGAAUUAUUUAUUUGGAAUUUAUAUUGAUGUCAUGUCUCUAUCACUUUUGAAGGCCUUUGAUCUAACGGAGCAGAGAUACGUCGCAGUCAAAAUCCACCAGUUGAACAAGAACUGGAGGGAGGAGAAGAAGGAAAAUUACCACAAGUGAGUGUUGUCUAUUUCUUAUCAUAGAUGCUUUUGGAUAAGACAGACAAACCUUUUUCUCAGAGUGAUAUGGGUAAUAAAAGCACUUUGGUUUUAAUAUUGGAGUUAAAAGGGGUCUCUCUCUGUUUCAGACACGCAUGUCGAGAGUAUAGAAUCCAUAAGGAGCUGGACCACCCGCGGAUAGUCAAACUCUACGAUUACUUUUCACUCGACACAGACUCGUAAGUCCCCCCUCUCAAACAGCAGCAGAACAUAUCCAACAAAUCUUUGGAAUAGAACAUGAGUUUCUUUGGGGGUUUCUAAUUCUGGUGUUAAUUUUUCUUUCAACUCUGUAUCCUACUGUUUUGAAACAGUACCUCACAGUUGGUUCCUUUGUCUCUCGUUGUGGAACAGGCUCUGUAUGGUUCUAAACUAAAACAGUACCACACAGCCGAUUCAACUUUCGCUCUCGUUGUUCUGUGCGGUUCUAGAGUUAAACAGUGCCACAUCCUUUCUCUCUCUCGUUACGUCACAGGGUCUGUAUGGUUCAAGAUUAAACAAUACCUCAUCGUGGGUUCCUCUGUCUCGUUGUGUUCCAGGUUCUGUACGGUUCUAGAGUACUGUGAGGGGAACGACCUGGACUUCUACCUGAAGCAGCACAAGCUGAUGUCGGAGAAGGAGGGCCGCUCCAUCAUCAUGCAGAUGGUCAACGCCCUCAAGUACCUCAACGAGAUCCGCCCGCCCAUCAUCCACUACGACCUCAAACCUGGUGGGUACACACAGCAACGGAUGGCACGGACGCUAGCAUGGCAGCAGUUACACUGCAAUAGUAUUACCAGGUCAACACUUACACUGAUGCGAUCACUUACAUGUAAAGCAAGUUGAAAAGAUGACGGCAGACUAAAACGAGACAAGAUAACUGAGUGAAAGGUCUCUUUUGACUCUUAAGGCUGGUUUACUGUUGAUCUAUCGACAUCGACAGUCUGUAGACUGUUGUCGCAGUGACAUCAUGAACAUUCUAUCGUUGUCUGACAUCAAACUUGUCGUUGUUGUUAUGAUAUGCAUGACAGCAGGGCAUUCUUUACCAUGACAACACACUACUUUUCAUCUGUCUGCGACAAGGAAACUGACAGUCUCAACGGCGGUCUACAGACAUUCCACCGGAGUAUAAAUUAAAUGUUGUUUUGACCAGCGAAACUUGUCGCAUUCUAAUUGUCUACAGACAUGUCGUUAGACCAAGUAUAAACCAGCCUUGACAGUAUAUUACUGAGAUGUCCAUGUUCAUUAUGAACUUUUGUCUUGACCUCUGAUUUGUUGUUUCCUCAGGCAACAUCCUCCUGGUGAAUGGCACAGCCUGUGGGGAGAUCAAGAUCACUGACUUCGGCCUGUCCAAGAUCAUGGACGAUGACAGCUACAACUCAGUGGAUGGGAUGGAGCUGACCUCGCAGGGUGCAGGGACCUACUGGUGAGGCUCCACACAAAAUAUAACAAUAUAAAAUUGGGAUCUUGUUUGGAUGAUCAUUCAUAUGUUAUUAUUGUGGAAAGAAUGUUGCUCUAAUAAAUAAUCUUCCCUUGCAGGUACCUUCCCCCAGAAUGCUUUGUGGUGGGUAAAGAGCCUCCUAAAAUCUCCAACAAGGUGGACGUGUGGUCAGUGGGAGUCAUCUUCUACCAGGCUCUGUAUGGACGCAAGGUAAUGCAAGCAAGCACGCACACACUACUAACUACUCUCAGAAUUGUAUUCAUACUCUUUAUAUUCCAUUAAGAGAUGAGGAUGUUUUGUGUCGCUAACUUUUACCCUUUGCUGUUUCUUUGUCGUUCCCCCCAGCCCUUUGGCCAUAACCAGUCUCAACAGGACAUCCUACAGGAGAACACCAUACUGAAGGCAACAGAGGUGCAGUUUCCCCCCAAACCAGUGGUCACUCCAGAAGCGAAGGUACUACUUGUUUUCGGUCUGUCCCUCACCUUUCUCUGUCAUUUGUUAGUCCAUUCCUUAAAUUCUUCCUCACCUGAUGUUGUUUCUCCAUCCCUCUUUCACUUGUCUGUUACUUUACACAUUCAUCUCUUUCUGCUCUGUACACAAUCUCUUCCCCAGUCACACCCUCUCUAAAUGUCCCCUCCUUAUCUCUCUCCAGGCCUUUAUAAGGCGCUGUCUGGUCUACCGGAAGGAGGACCGUAUCGAUGUGCUCCAGCUAGCCAGUGACCCCUUCCUCAUGCCUCACAUCCGCAAGUCUGUGGCCACGUCCGGGGCCUCUGGCACGGCUAUACCCUCCACCUCCAGCUCCUCCAAUAGCAGCGCCUCAAACUGAGCCGUCACUAUCGAUCUCACUAGGAACUGACUGACUGACCUGAGUGGAAGGUGGAGGUGGGGGUGGCUGCCUGAUUCAGCCCCCUCACCACUUACCAUCCUGCUAUGUCCCGCCAUGGGCUCAGCACCCCAGGGAAACCUCUUGGGUGCAGGCAGGGGGAGCGUGAGAAAUCAUGGGUGAAGGGGAGGGGAGGUAAUCUGUGUGUUCCAACUGCAACCUGGAGCCCUCCAUCCCCCAUGUCCACCCACCCAGCUUCCCUGUCUCUCCCUCCCCUGAGGGGUGGUGUUGUUCUGGGGGUCAAAGCCCUAGGGUCCCCCUACAGUGAGGAGGGGGACAUGGCACUGAGUGGAGGAGAAGUGGGGAAAUUCAACAAUUUUAGAUGAGAAGGAAAAGAGAAGAAUGGAACAGAGCUGCAUUAGCUUUGAGAAAUGGAAGGGACUGUUGGAAGACUCUGUUUUCCAUAUCAUAUACACACACACCAUGCCUCGGAGUCAUCCCAGAUAGCCUGGGUUCUCCUUUGAUAAAUGCUUUGGUUGUCAUCCAACCCCCUCCCCUGACUGACAGUACCAGUCUAGCCUGCCUUUAGACUGGACCUGAAGAAGACCUAUGGCGUUCAUUCAUUUAAGCUGCUCUCCUGGGUCCAGGUAGUUUUUGAAGGGAGGCAUGCGCUCCCCUCACUCCCCCGUGUCUGUUUUAAAUCCUAUGACCAAAGCUUAAGACUUCCAGAUGGUGGCGCUGUUCCGCUGCAGUUUUUAUAUUGGUUCUAGUUGUGUUACAUGAUAUAUGAAGUGGAAAAGUAAUGAAUGGUCCCUUUUUUUAAGAAUUGUUACUUUUAUGUUUACCCAAUUUUAAGGAAAACAGCAAUUGGUGGUUUUUAAAUUUUUCUUUUUUUUGUCCUAUUCUCUUUUCAGUAAUUGCCCUCUUCAUGAAAACACAUAUUUAUUUAGGUCUGUUUUAAUGAAUCUUUUGCCAAUAAAAUGCAAGGGACUGGUUUAUCCAUUGUACUGUACUGUUGGGAGGAGAUUGGGCCUUAGCAGAGAAUUGCAUAAACCAUUAAAUACUAUUGGUUAAACUGUGAUCUGAGUGUUUUUGGUGGUUUCGGUUGGGUUGUUUCACUC